Messenger RNA from Zootoca vivipara (common lizard), 5919 nucleotides. NCBI's taxonomy places the organism in Eukaryota, Metazoa, Chordata, Lepidosauria, Squamata, Lacertidae. The record is from RefSeq and is a predicted model, not a curated record.
ACCCUCCAGUUUCCUUCCUGCUCCACCCUCUCCAGGAGGGAACCUGCCUUUUGAAUCCCCAGCCUCGGUUUGCACUCCGUUGCUUGGCUGAUCUGCAAAAGAGUUUUGCUCUGGAUUUAUUUCUGCUGCGCCUCUGGAAGGGAGGUCCAUCAUCUGUGAGUGCAGCUUGUUUGAAGGACAGAAGUAAGGUCACAGGCCAUUUAUCCAAAAGUCUGAAGUUAUAAGAAGGCAAGGAAGAGUGAUAUGAGGCUUGACUUGCAAUAAGGCUGUCCCGUAGCUCGGGAAAGAAAAUGACCGACCAGCAAAGGAUUCUGGGAGGCCAGGCUGCUCUGGAUGAAGACCAAAUGGAUGAGGAGGACCUCACAGGCCCUGAGCAAGUUGAGGGAUCUGGAAGACGUGGGAAAGCACCUCACGGCAUCCUUCGUCCCGGGAGCGUCAGGAGACUUAUGAAGAGGAUAACGAUCCCCCGGGUUAAAGAGGAGGCUGAGGAGGGCCUGCUCCAGAGCCAGGGCUCCGGGUGGCUGGAGUCCCCCGGGGGGAAGCAGGCCCCUUGCUCGCAGCCGACAGAGCCCGCCAUGCCCUGGGGAGACAUCAAGGCCUUCCUGGCCCACUUUGAGGGGGCCGGCGAGGCCAACCAGUGGGCCACCCGGCUGGGAGAAGCAGCCGGGGAGGGCUUGGGUGGCCCCAACGCCCGAGAGAGUUACGGGACGAUGAAGGCGGCCAUCUUGCGCGGGGAGGCCAGCUGCAGGGAGUGGCAGCGCCAGCGCUUCCGUCUCUUCUGCUACGAGGAGGCUGAGGGCCCCCGGGAGGUUUGCGGGCAGCUGCGGGAUUUCUGCCACCAGUGGCUGAAGCCGGAGAGGCGCAGCAAGGAGCAGAUCCUGGAGCUGGUGAUCCUGGAGCAGUUCCUGGCCGUCCUGCCCUCGGAGAUGCAGGGCUGGGUGAAGGGAAGCGGCCCGGAGACCUGCGGGCAGGCGGUGGCCCUGGCGGAGGAGUUCCUGCUGAGGCAGCGAGAGGGCGAGCCCCAGGAAGAGGAGGUCUUGCGGAUAUUUGAGGAAGGAGCUGGGGAUUGCCUCGAGGAUGAGCAGAUCCUGCUGGAUUCCAACCAGACACAGCUGGACAGUGAACAUGAGCAAGAGAACAACCCAGAUGAGAGCGUCUGUGGUGACCUUGAGGGAUCCAGCGAAAACGAGGCUUCCGUGGGAAAUCCAAAGCAAACAGAGAUUGAUAGAGCCUUGCUCAGAAGAGAAAAAUGUGUUUCCCGGCACCAUCCAAAACCAGGACAAACUUCCAAGAAAUGGCUCAGGACAAGGAGGAAGCAGGACACGGAGGAACCAGACAAAAGAUCAGAUGCGUCUUUCCUUGGAGUAGACGGUGUCAAGGACACCCCAGCGAGGCCUGCGUUCGAGAAGGUGGAGCCCUGUGAGGAAGAGGGGGGUGAUUUUGGUGACGAUGCGGACUUCUUAAUCGAUGCUGAGGGCAAGCCCCACAAACGCUCAGAGUUUGAGACGUCCAGUCAGAGAGCUGAGUUUAUGAAGCAUAGCGCGGGAGCCCAAGUGGCAAGUGAGAAGAUAUGCUGCUGUUUGAGCUGCGGGAAAAGCUUGCGCCCCAGUUUAAGCCCAGCUGAGCAUGAGCAAAGCGACGCACGGGAAGAAGAGGCUUGCAGAUGCUCAGACUGCGGGGAAAACCUCGACAGGGGCUUGGCACUUGUUAAGCGCGCAAUAAUCCACGCAGGAGAGAAGCGUUAUGCGUGCUUAACCUGCGGGGAAAAGUUUAGCCUCUAUUCAAGCCUCAUGAAACACAAGCGCAUCCACGCUGGAGAAGAGAUGUAUGCGCCCUUUGAGGCCGGGAAGCGAAUCUGCCGGAGCGACAGCCCUCCUUCCGUGACAGAGAAAACUCUGGUGGCAGAGAAACCUUACACUUGCCCGACUUGUGGGAAGAGCUUCAGUAAGAGUUCCGGCCUCCGUUUCCACAAGAGAAUCCACACCGGCGAGCGGCCUUACGCCUGUGGGGAUUGCGGGAAGAGCUUCAGCCAGCGGUCCAACCUUAUCCUGCACCAGAGGACCCACACCGGGGUGAAGCCUUUCCGGUGUUCCAAGUGCGGGAAGAGCUUCCUCCGCAGCUCGGACCUGGUGAGGCACGAAAUCACCCACACGGGAGAGAAGCCGUACACGUGUGCUGAGUGUGGCAGGUCCUUCGGCCACAACUCAACGCUCAUUGCCCACGAGAGGACCCACACGGGCGAGAAGCCGUACAAGUGCUCCAUCUGCGGGAGAAGCUUCCGGCACCAUUCGGGCCUUAUCAAACAUGAGAGGACCCACACUGGGGAGAGGCCAUAUGCCUGCCCGGCUUGCGGGAAAGGCUUCAGCCAGAGUUCAGGCCUCACGCUCCACAUGAGGACCCACACGGGAGAGAAGCCUUACCAGUGUUUGGCUUGUGGGAAGAGCUACAGCCAGAGGUCAAAGCUUACCAAGCACGAGAGAACUCACCUGACGGAAUCUGGCGUUUGGAAACUGGAAGUAAGACAACGGUUGACUUCAGAGAUGUCUCUUGUGGAAAGAAAGAGGGCGUCAAAAUGGGAGUCGGCAGGAAGCCAGGACCAAGAUGUGCCUGAGAAGUCAGGAGCGAAGGUGGAGGAACUGGAUCCAAAAGGCUGUGGGCCAGGGGACAGAGUGGAGGAAAAGCAAGAGGGGAAGGAAAAAACACGGAUUAUCCAGUGUGGAGCCACUGAGGACUUGCUGAGAUGGCCGCCGCUCCCUCAGGUGAAGCAAGAACCGGGUGACAAAGUGACUGAGCAUUGGGAAGCCCAGUGGCAAGAAUUCUUGAAGGCCACACCAUCCCUUCGCUCGACACUUGAAGACCCGCCGGUGUGUCCGCCAUGGAGCGACUCAAUGGCCUUUCUUGCCUCCUUUGAGGGAGCAGCUACCGUUCGCCGCUGGGCUCGAGGGGAGUGGGUGACCCGUCUCGCACCUUCCUCCGGCAGAGAAGCGGACCGAGCUUCCAGCCCCCUGAACGUCACCGAGGUGGGGUCCUCCAGGAAGGGUAGGGAAGACUUUGUGGGGACAGAGAUGCAGGACCCACAGCUGUGUCCGCAGAAGGCCGAGGGCCUCCGGGACGUUUGCUGCCGACUCCGGGAGCUUUGCCAACAGUGGCUGACGCCCAAGACACCCAUGGAGGAGCAGGUGCUGGAGCUGGUCAUCUUGGAGCAGUUCCUCUCCAUCUUGCCCCCGGACAUGCAGAGCUGGGUGAGGGAGCGCUGCCCGGCAGCAUGUGCCCAGGCAGUGGCCCUGGCUGAGGCCUUCCUGCUGAGGUGUCGAGAGGCCGAGAAGCAGCAGCGUGAGGUCCCGGGGCCUCUUGAGGCGACGGCUCUGAACUUCUCAACGGCUGAGUGGACACUUUCCAACAUCUGGCAGAAACACUUCAGCAGAGGGAGCAAGCUGGAGGGGGACAGAGGUGCCGGAUUGCUGGGUGGGUGGCGAAGUGAGGAUGAGAAAAACCUCUUACUCAGAAGAAGCGAGCAGAUGACGACACUGAGGCAGGCCAAGGAGAACGUGGUCCAAUGUCCUAACCAGGGGGAUGCCCUUAAGAAUCUGGACAGGCCAGAGAGGAAGCAGGAACCUCUCAGAGGGAUCAAGUCCAAUAGACUCUCCCGCUGCAGUGGAGAAAAGGACAAGGGCGACCUCAGCGUGGCUGGGACUCUGCAAGGACUUUCUAAGGAUGAAAGGGAGGACCUCCCGAGGGUGUGCCCCGACCGCCCAGCACACGAGGGAGCGAACGCAGACAUGAAAAUAUACAACUGCGUGGAUUGUGGGAAAAGCUUUUCCCGCAGCUCAAACCUCAUGAGCCACCAGAGGACCCACGCGGGCGACAAGCCGUACAAAUGUUCGGACUGCGGGAAGGGCUUCACCCGCAGCUCGAACCUGAUCAACCACCAGAGGACCCACACAGGAGAGAGGCCCUACACAUGCCUGGACUGCGGGGAGAGCUUUUCCCGAAGCUCGCAGCUCAUCAGCCACCGUCGGAUCCACACGGGGGAGAAGCCGUACCAGUGCGCCGAGUGCUGGAAGUCGUUCAGCUUGCGCUCGCUCCUUAUCCGCCACCAGAAGAUCCACACGGGCGAGAAGCCGUACCAGUGCGCCGAGUGCGGGAAGAGGUUCAUCGAGAGCUCCGAGCUCAUCACGCAUGAGAGGACCCACACGGGCGAGAAGCCCUACAAGUGCGCCGACUGCGGCAUCAGUUUCUGCCAAAGCUCGAACCUCUUGGCGCACACCCGGACCCACACGGGGGAAAAGCCCUACCGGUGCGCCAGCUGUGGGAAGAGCUUCAGCCGCAGCUCGAACCUCAUUGUGCACGAGAGGACGCACACGGGCGAGAAGCCCUACGAGUGCUCCUACUGCGGGAAAGGCUUCAGCCAGAACUCCCGCCUUCUCAGCCACAAGAGAACCCAUGCCAGGGAAGCCGUGUGAAAAGCCAUUGGGAAAGCGCUCUGCUCUCGAGAGAAAAAGCAACGGCAGGCACGCUUCGGACAAAUGGGGACGUCAAAAACUCUGGCUCUGUUAGGCACAAGAAUGUCUGUGCAGAAGGGAAGCAGGGGAACCUGUGCCCUUCUGGGAGCUGCUGAACUAGAACUCACAUUGUCCCUUCUCACUGGGGCGGAUGGGAGUUGUAGCUCAGCAACAUUUAGAGCAGUUCCCCAAACUUGGGUUUCCUGCUGUUUUUGGACUACAACUCCCAUCACCCCUAGCUAGCAGGGCCAGUGGUCAGGGACAAUGGGAACUGUUGUCCAAAAACAGCUAGAAACCCUGGUUGAGAGGGCCACUAUUCCUGAUGCAGAAGGACAUGGUAAAGAAUCAAAAUACGGUAGUUUCCGGUGGCUGCAGGGAGAGAUUGGGUGGGGGUCUUGAUGCUGCAGAAGCUGAGCUCCCUUGUGGUACAGACAGGCCUUCCUCUGCCUCGUCCCAAGGAUCCUGGCUCCUCAUCCUCAGAUUGAGCCUGAUCUGAGACUUACUCUGAAGCAGAGGUUUCCAGUCGCCCUCUGAUGAGCACUCCUUGGACGAAACUCAAAUACAGUACCGUUUUGGAGUUCCUGAUUCCACCGGGUCGGCAUUGUGAUGGUUAUUUUAUUUGCCCCAGUGGAGUUACUUGAAAUCUGCUUAUGGCUUUGCUUAAUCUUCUUCGUUGCUGCUUUUGUCCUGCACGUGUUUGAAUUGUUGCAGAGUUUGAGAUACUUGAAAAAAAUUAAUAAAAUGCCAAUGGGAAAAAAAUAGAAUAAGAAAUGUUUAUAGUACAGUACUUCUCUCUCUCCUAGUCAAUAAUGUAUUGAUGUUGGAUUAGAUUCAGUGGAAUUUGCGCAGAUGGAAAAGUGAUCAAGGAGAGAGGAACUCUUAACAUAACAUUGAGAUAUUGCCCAUGAAAUAUUUUUGUUCUCCAGACGCUUCAGGUUACAGACACUUUAGAAAGAUUUUUCCUCCAAAAGCAUUUCAUUUUAAAAAUCCAAUUUAAAUAGAAAAAAAAUCCGAUUAUUGGAAGGAAGAUUGGAAGGAAUUUAUUGUAUAUAUACAGAAGCAAUAUACACAGCUUAAUACAUUAGCAGGAUUUUUAAAAGACUUGUAAAGGCAUUAUGAUUGGACCAUAAGUAAUUUUAAUGAUUUCAUAAUUUAAAAUGGACAUGUGGUAGGAUGAUAAACAAUGGAACCAGGGAAGGGAAUAGGGGGAAGUUUGAAUAUGUAUUGUUGCUUUUAUUUUUUGUUGGUUUUGGAAAAUAAAUAAAUAAAAUAAUAUUUUUUAAAAAGCAAAAAAAAGUGGCUUUACCUCUUUUCUGCACCCUGACAUGCUUUGAUCUCAGUGGACCUCGGCAGGACAAUUAUCCACAGGCCGGGCAGAAUUAAACGCUCUCCUCUUCUUUAGUGAUGCUAUAAUCUG